AAUUCAGCCUAUCAUCUCCUGCCAUAUAUAUAUAUAUAUAUAUAUAUAUAUUAAAUAUAGCGCUGUGAGCUCAUGCUCCGUCGAUGUUCAGUUUGAAGACCCUUCCUUUUCCUUUGACAGCUCUACCCUGUUUGCACUGUGAGCUCAGUCGAUGUUCAUUUUGAAGAUACUAGCACCAUGAAAAGGUUCAGGUACUUCUCCAACUCUCACAAUCUUGACUCCCUAUUAUCACAAUCCAGACCAUCAUUUCAUGCUCCCAUUUUUCUUCCCAAAACCCUAGCCUCGCAUGAGCCCUCUUCUGGUAAUUUCUUGAAUUCAAAUCGGUUUCACACGAAAUCUGCUUGCUAUUCAGUGAGUUCCUUGAUUUCCUCAAUCGGUUCUUCCGCAGUCUGUGCUUCAGCAGCCCCAUCUUCUCAAAAGUUGCAAUCUUUACAUUUGUACACGAGUGGUGUUGAUAAGGGCCUGUUCGUGAAUCUUUACUUGCUUAAAGAUCAAUAUCAUGGACGCUUUCAGGCAUUUUCAACUGCGUCUUCUGAUGCGUUCGAGCCUCCCUCGCCACCAGGAGCUUCAGGUUCUGAUGAGAAGCAUGGGUUGGGGAACGUGGGUAUUGAUGGGAUUGGACCGACUUCAAAGCAAGUUUUGGAAAUUGUUGGUAUGAUUAGAAGGGGUGAGAAUGAUUUGGCGUCCAAGUUGAAUUCGAUGAAUGUAAGUCUAUCUAUUGCCUCCAUUGCUCAGAUUUUUCAGGUGUUGAAUUCCGAAAAAGUAUCUGCUUUGUGUUUAUUUGAUUGGAUUAAGAAUUCACAGCCCAUUAGUUGUUAUGGAAAUGAUAUUUGUAGCUUGGUUAUUGAUAAUUGUGGGCGGUUAGAUGAUUACCAUGCAAUGCUUCACAUUAUGAAUGACUUCCGAUCAGCGGGAAUUUGUCUCACACGGAAUGCAUUUGAGUUUAUAUCUGUUUCGUCGUCAAAGAAGGCUUCUGUUAUCAAAGUGGUAGAGGUAUUGAAUGAAGUUGGUGGAUCGUGUCGACCCGUUGGUUUGCUCUCUUUGAUUGAGAUGCUCAGUGUCAAGGGUUCAUUUAAAAUGGCCGAGUUUGUGAUGAAAAUAACGGAGAGGAAGAGAUCUUAUUACAAUAUCAUGAUAAGAGAAAGUUGUCGGAGAAGAAAUUUUGGCAGAGCUAUUGAUAUGCUUGAUGAGAUGAGGCAAGUCGGUUGUGACCCAGAUUCCAAAACUUACAACUAUAUACUCAGUAGCUUAUAUAAGAACUACAAAUCUGCCGUAGCUACUAAACUGUUUGAACAAAUGUUAGAAAUGAAUUGUUCUCCUGAUGAAAUAACCUACGAAAUACUGAUUUGUUACUCAUGUAAAGUUGGAAAUUUUGAUUUUGCACGCAAGUUACUUGAUAGUAUGGUAUUGAAGGGCAUUAAACCUCGACUUACAUCGCAUGCAGCCUUUGUCAAGGGUUAUUUUAACUUGCGGAGAUAUAAAGAAGCAUAUGAGCAUGUUGUUGAUUCAAGUGUUAAAUACAGUUGCUUUAGCAAUUCAGUUUACAGUUUGCUUGCAAGGCUAUAUAUGAAUGAAGGAAAUGUAGUCAUCGCCCAAAAUAUUCUGAUUGACAUGAUUAAUAAGGGUCUUAAACCGGAUUUUGCAGUGUAUACAAAAGUUUUGAAAGAGCUCUCCAAGACAGGCAGAACAGGCUUGGCUGAAGAUUUGAGUAGCAGGUUCUGUAGUCUAGCAUGAAGUGGAUAAUGUAUUCCAAAAAUCCAUUGGUAUUUUAAUUUUAAUUUUUUUUGAUAUAGUUUAACUUGCAGUGUCUGUUUUUAUACUGGCCUCUUUGUCCUUUCCAGUUGAAGUGUUGAACUCAGACUUCCAAUUGAUGAAGUGAUUUUUCAAAAGCAUUUCUGCUAGAGUUAAUGCAAAUCAGUUUAACUUUCUGAUUUUCUUCCUCAACGAGGUUUCAUGUUGUUCUGCAGGCCAUAAGAAAAAUAAAUAUUGUGUCCCCAAAUUUCUUGUUGUGUUGGACUAGAGUUUCGAAAAGAAAAUAGGUAAUGCAUACCUUUUCUUUUAUUCCUACAGUUUCGAUUGAUUGGCUGGCAUUCUUUUUAGAAUAUUAAAACUGCACGGGCGGACCUUAAAACCAUAGGCAUACAUGUAGCUUUUAAACGUACUCUUGGUGACACUGAAGACAAUGGACAGAGAAACCUGGCUUAAUUUAUGUGUUAAUCAACAUUCUGGUAAGGUACUGUUCUUGCUUCAUUACAUGUAGUUUUAGAAAUUAAAGUAAGUAAAAGGAACCCUUUUUUGGGGUAAAUUCUACAUUGGCUAUGGCCUUCUACGCACGUUUAUUUCUUCAGAAUUUUGAAAGUUAGAAUGCAUCCCAUUUUAUUUUAUGUAAAUGAAUCUCUCAAGUUUGGACAUUUUUAAUAAAUUCAUGCACUUGAAUAGUCUAGGAUGAAAUCCAAGUUGGUUGCAUAGCAUAUAUUGCAAAGCUGCUAUUUGUGCAAUUUCAGAAGACUCUCUUUGAUACCUUGAAAUUGCUCAACAUUUGGCCUCAUGCCUCACUUAGGUUUCACAAAAUGCAAGUGCUGUUGAGUCCUUCAUUUCUUGCAUUUUUGAGAAAUUUUGCUACGUUCAACAAGAUAUUCUGCAACAUCUUGUUACAAAUAUGAUUUUCUGCUUCAUUCAGAAAAGAAUAUAUAUUUGCUUUCUGUGUCAAUGCUUUAUAUGUGUUUGUGUUCAUCCGAUGGAUGGAUGUUCUGUGAAGGAGAGCCAAAUUGAGUUUUGAUGGUUGACAAAGAAACGUCUGCUAGAGUAAUAUGACAAUAUUCGCUCUAUUAUCAUGGUGUCUUGUGCCAUUCAUUUUCAGUGUCUAAUGUGAUCAUGGUUUUGGAUGGUUAGUUCGAUGGGACUGUUGUAUAUGCAACAAGGUGAAAGAAGUUUGAGUUCUUUUACCUUUUAAAGAUCCAUAGGUGCACUUGAUUUUACUUGAAGGAACUCCAGAUAUUGAAUCUCCAUACAUAAUUUGUUUAUUUAUCAUGAAAUGGUAUUAGAAAUGAGUCCAAUUUCUGACUUCCCAGACUAAUGUAUAAGAAAAAAAAAAAAAAAUUAUACUUUCGACCGAAAAAAAAAAAGGGGAAUAAAAAAUUAUACAAGUUUCAUAAUUCAAUAUCCUCAAAACCAAGAAGUGGAUCAAUUAGGGAAGUAGUUGAUUCAAUUCCUUAAUUCCCCUAUCCUGGUACCCCAAUUGUCGACUUCCUCCAUUCCAAGCAUGAUGGUCAUGGUAACUUGGAUUUAACGUGAAGAUUGUAUGGUAUGUUAAAAGACAUAAUAUCUAAAAAUUUCCCUUCCCUUUUUUUUUAUGAAAAAUGUUGUAAAAUAAUUAUAGUGGAGCCCACCUAGGAGAUGCUUGCCUAUAAGUAAGGCAUCCCCCUACUUGUAACAUAUACAAUCAGUAGAGAUACAGAAACAUUCAAUAAACAGAACAAACACAGAGAGAACAACAAUCCUCUGUUUUCCAAAUUCUCUCCUCAAUUCCUUUGGUUUUAUAACACGUUAUCAGCACGAUUUCUCUAUUCAGAGCCUCAACGCUCUCUCUCUUUCUCUCCGCAAAACUCAGCAACCCCACUGCUGUGAUCAGUUCUUAGCUAUGCAAAGCUUUUGCAGCUCUUCUUCUUACAAUUAUUACCCUCUGGAGGUCUCUGGAGUUAACACUUUCCAUGAAGCUCAGAACCUCACAAUCUCACCCGAUCUCUCUCUAACCCCACUGCUCAGUUGGCUUCGAGGCGGCCCUGGUCGCUCUUCCAGGAUCGGCAACUUCUUCGAGCUCAUGUAUUGCUUCGAAGCCAAAAGAAAACCCAAGUGAAAAAAAAAAAGAAAAAAAAAAAAGGGAAAACAG
This is a messenger RNA of Prunus persica (peach), 3889 nucleotides long. RefSeq names its product pentatricopeptide repeat-containing protein At1g09900. NCBI's taxonomy places the organism in Eukaryota, Viridiplantae, Streptophyta, Magnoliopsida, Rosales, Rosaceae. The record is from RefSeq and is a predicted model, not a curated record. The transcript has a single exon. The coding region runs from base 178 to 1734 and encodes 518 amino acids. Gene Ontology annotation, molecular function: protein binding.